Impatiens glandulifera is the source of this 2261-nucleotide messenger RNA. RefSeq names its product signal recognition particle subunit SRP68. The record is from RefSeq and is a predicted model, not a curated record. The transcript is spliced from 14 exons. Gene Ontology annotation, biological process: SRP-dependent cotranslational protein targeting to membrane. The coding region runs from base 164 to 1945 and encodes 593 amino acids. Gene Ontology annotation, molecular function: 7S RNA binding; signal recognition particle binding; endoplasmic reticulum signal sequence receptor activity. NCBI's taxonomy places the organism in Eukaryota, Viridiplantae, Streptophyta, Magnoliopsida, Ericales, Balsaminaceae. Gene Ontology annotation, cellular component: signal recognition particle, endoplasmic reticulum targeting.
CUUUCUCACUUUCUUCCUCUCGAGUCACCAGUGAGACCAGCCCCCAGCCGCUUCUCCCGUUACUCCCUCUCCUCCGGCUAGGAUCUUGGAACGUAGAAGACGAACCUAGCUCCUCUCCUUCCUCUGAAGAUCGGAGAUAUCUGUUGAAUGCAAGGUAUCAGAUAUGGAAAUUGACGAACCAAAAUUGAAGACGUCUGAUCAGAUCAGCAAUCCGAAGUUCUCAAUCAAUGUGUUGCAGCUUCUGAAAUCUGCACAAUUACAGCAUGGUUUGCGUUUUGGGGAUUACACUCGCUAUCGGAGGUAUUGCACUGCUCGACUGAGGAGACUGUACAAGUCAUUGAAGUUCACACAUGGUCGAGGAAAGUAUAAUAAAAGAGCUAUAACUGCUACUACUGUGACAGAAGUGAGAUUUCUUCACGUGGUCUUGUAUACAUCUGAAAGAGCUUGGAGCCAUGCUAUGGAGAAAAGACAGCUGCCAGAUGGUCCAAAUGCAAGACAGCGUAACUACCUGAUUUGUAGACUAAGAAAGGCCGUGAAAUGGGCUACACUUUUUUCAGAGUUAUGUUCGAUGAAGGGAGAUUCAAGGACAUCUUUGGAAGCCGAGGCCUACGCUUCUUACAUGAGAGGAAAUCUGUUGUUUGAGCAAGACCAGAAUUGGGAUGUUGCACUUAAGUGCUUCAAGAAAGCUAGGGCUGUCUAUGAGGAACUGGGGAAAUAUGGAGACUUAGAGAAUCAGGUUUUGUGCCGUGAGCGUGUUGAAGAGCUAGGUCCAAGCAUACAAUACUGUUUGCACAAAGUUGGUCAGUCAGAUUUGAAGACAUCUGAUCUAAUGCACAUUGGUGAAAUGGAAGGGCCAGCACUUGACCUUUUCAAAGCUAAACUAGAGGCUGUUAUGGCUGAGGCUAGAUCACAACAGGCUGUAUCAAUGACAGAGUUUCAUUGGCUCGGACACAUAUUUCCCAUUGCCAAUGCCAAGACACGUGUAUCCAUACUGAAAGCCCAAGAGUUGGAGAAAGAUCUCCAUGGUCAAAAUGCAGAUUCUGUUCCACAAGAGAAAAAACUUGCCAUUUUUGACAAAGUUUUUGCAGCAUAUAGUGAAGCCAGGACUUCCAUACGUAAUGAUCUGGUCACUGCAGGUAAUUCUGAAAGUAUGAAGGAUGAUCUAAACGGCCUUGAUAAAGCUAUUGGUGCUGUCUUAGGACAAAGGACCAUUGAAAGGAACUUAUUAUUGGUGAGCAUAGCCAAAAGCAAACUCUCAAAGCUGCAAGAUAACAAAAAUGAUAAGGUUACCAGGCCUGAAGAGCUUGUCAGGUUGUAUGAUCUCCUACUACAGAAUACAUCAGACCUUUCUGAUUUAAUUAGUUCUGGAAGAGAUAGAAAACCUGAGGAAAUUGCUUUGGAAGAAGAAUGUGAAAUCAAGAGCUUGGCUUUCCGAGCUGAAAGGUGCUUUUACUUGGCCAAGUCCUAUAGCUCUGCUGGAAAGAGAUCAGAAGCAUAUGCAUUAUAUUGCAGAGUUCAUGCUCUAGCGGAAGAUGCAAUUAAGAAACUUCAAGCUCUGAACACUGCUGACCAGGCAACUAUCAAAGAGUUGAAGAUGCUGUCUGGUAACUCUAGGUCUAGUAGUUGUAUAGAGCAUGCUAUGGGAAUUAUAGAAGAAGAAAAGGCUCCGGAAAAACUCUCGAAAAAGAUAUCCAAGAUAUCGCUAACUGGAGCUGUUAAGAAGGUGGAAGACUUGCUCUGCGACAAACUGGACUCGUAUGAAUCUGCAGUGGGUGAUGCCAACACAAAAGGAGUUCCAAGAAUCGAAGUGUUCCCUCCAGCAUUCAAGUCAGUCCCUCGCAACCCAAUUAUCAUGGAUCUUGCUUUUAAUGCGAUCGAAUUCCCAUCUCUUGAUGAUAGAAUGAGGAAGAAAGGAGGUCUAUGGAAUAGGUUUUUCCAAAGAUGAUGAGAGAAAAAAGUAUUUCAUGGUGUUGGAUGGUUUUAUAGUUUUUCCUUUUUAUUUUCCCCGGAUUAUAUAUAAUUUGUUUCGGCAUCUCUAACUUUUUUCUUUUGCCGUUACGAGUCGUUCUGACAUAAAAUUUGGAACCCUUGUUUUUAUUUUUGGUUGGACAAAUAGUUUGUUUCAUUUUGUAAGGAAACUUAUGUUUGUUGGAUGGCAUGUUGAUUUGGACAAAUAUUUGGCCAUUGAUUACAGAAUUCAUAAUUGACUACAAAGACAUUGCAGAAUGCUUAAUAAAUUGUUGUUUUGGAUUAUUUGGAUA